Messenger RNA from Lodderomyces parapsilosis, 2058 nucleotides. RefSeq names its product tRNA modification protein (gene MTO1). Gene Ontology annotation, biological process: tRNA methylation; tRNA wobble uridine modification. Bases 1 to 2058 code for a protein of 685 amino acids. The transcript has a single exon. Gene Ontology annotation, molecular function: flavin adenine dinucleotide binding. NCBI's taxonomy places the organism in Eukaryota, Fungi, Ascomycota, Pichiomycetes, Serinales, Debaryomycetaceae. The record is from RefSeq and is a predicted model, not a curated record. Gene Ontology annotation, cellular component: cytosol.
AUGAUUAGAGUAUUAACUAACCGGUGUGCAAUCCUACCGAGAGCGUCCCUUUUUCAAAAGAGAAAUAUCAUUAUCAAUGCUGACCUACGAACAAGGUUAAACGAGUCACAAAAUUAUCCUGUUGUGGUAAUCGGAGGUGGCCAUGGGGGAUGUGAAGCAGCAACUGGAUCAGCAAGAUCAGGGACUCCAACCACUUUGAUAACUCCUGAAAUAGCCAAAAUAGGUACAGCGUCGUGUAAUCCGUCAAUGGGAGGUGUUGGUAAAGGAACACUAUUACGUGAGGUUGAUGCACUUGAUGGCGUUAGUGCUCGAAUCACCGAUAAGGCAGGUAUCCAUUUCCGUAUAUUGAAUGCUUCCAAAGGUCCAGCUGUACAUGGACCACGCGCACAAAUUGAUAGAAUGAUUUACUUGAACGAGAUGCAAAGGGAAAUAUGCAAUUACGAGAAUUUGUCAGUGAUUGAAGCUCAAGUGAAAGAUAUCAUAAUCGAGCCAACUAAUUCUGAAGAUUAUGAUGGUCGAGCAUUCGGAACUGUCAAAGGCGUGAUAUUAGAGGAUGGUAGAAUAUUAAAGUGUGACAAAGUGGUUGUCACUACAGGUACGUUUUUAGGGGGUGAAAUACACAUUGGUCUCAAGGCAUUCCCAUCGGGGAGAAUGGGCGAAAAGGCAACUUUUGGACUAUCAAAAACAUUCAGAGAAGCAGGAUUUCGAUUAGGAAGGUUGAAAACGGGGACCCCAGCAAGAUUGUCUGCAAAGACAAUUGAUUUUUCUGGCUUGGUAGAACAACCGUCUGACUUCCCACCUCAACCAAUGUCAUACUUGAACGACCGUGUUGACCUAGAGGAUCACUUGGUCAAGUGUUAUCAGACACAAACAACACCUGAAUUCCACAAGAUGAUUUCUGAUAAUUUGGAUAAAUCAAUUCACAUCAGGGAAACCGUCAAGGGACCCAGGUACUGCCCCAGUAUCGAGUCCAAGGUUAUCAAGUUCCCACAAAAGCAAUCUCAUGUGGUAUGGCUAGAACCUGAAGGAUUGGACACCGAUCUUAUCUAUCCAAAUGGAAUCUCAUGCACAAUGCCAGAGGAUAUACAAGAGCAAAUUGUCAAGUUGAUGCCUGGGUGCGAAAAUGUGAAAAUGGUGCAACCGGGAUAUGGUGUGGAAUACGAUUACGUUGACCCAAGGGAACUCAAAGUAACUCUCGAGACAAAAUUGGUCAACGGAUUGUAUUUGGCAGGUCAAAUUAAUGGAACCACUGGAUACGAAGAAGCUGCUUCUCAAGGUUGCAUUGCUGGAAUCAACGCUGGCCUUUCGUAUUUGAACAAACCAUUAUUGGAAAUGAAGAGGUCCGACGGUUACAUUGGUGUCUUGAUUGAUGAUUUGAUAACUAAGGGAGUAGAAGAGCCGUAUAGGAUGUUCACCUCAAGAUCAGAGUUUCGAGUAUCUAUUCGUUCAGACAACGCAGACAAAAGAUUGACCGAAUUGGGGUACAAACUUGGAGUUGUUGGUCACGACAGAUAUGAAUACUUCAAAAAUGAAGUUCAACAAUUUAACGAUAUCAAAAAUCAUUUAAAAAGUCUUCGACUUUCUGGCAAGACUUGGUCGCCUGCACUAUCAGGAGCUGCCACCGAUUUGAGAUCAAGCAACAAAGUUAAUGGUUGGAAAUUGUUAUCAUACAAGGGAGUUUCAAUCAAGGAUGUCAUCCCCCAUAUCGACAAGUUCACCGGAGGCAACACCCCAUCAUUCUAUCAACAUUUGACCAAUAGAUUAAUGAAUCGUAUUGAUGUGGAAAGUGAUUACGAGCCAUUUAUGUCCAAAGAGAAAGCUCACUUGAACGCCUACGAAGCAGAUGAGAAUCUACUUUUGCCAACAAACUACAAUUAUACGAACACUGGAAAUUUAAAGAUCUCCUAUGAAGCAUGCUCCAUUCUUAACACGAUUCAACCAAAGACAAUCGGACAAGCACGUCGUAUUCAGGGGAUAACACCCACUACCAUUUUUGAACUUUUGAAACUUGUGAGAGGUAACCAAAAACAAUAUGCUGCUGCUUCUGCUUGUCAUUGA